AUGUCUGUAACCGUGGAAGGUGUCGAAGAAAGAGUUGAAGAAACAAAUGGUUGUGCUGAUAAAGAUGAGAACGUUAUUGAGGUAAGCACCACAGUUAGGUUCCAGCUUGUUCUAUGCUUACUUACCUUUCAGGUUGACAAGGAUGCCAUAUCACUAGACCUGACCCGAACUCGUCUUAUGAAAAUUGAGGGAUUUGAAUUCCUCCGCAAAAUCCAAUCUCUCUGCCUUCGAUGGAAUUUGCUCAAGAAAAUUGAAGCGCUCACGAAACUCAAAACACUUUAUCUUGUCCACAACAAGAUCAUGAAGAUUGAAGGUCUUGAACAGGUAUGUUAAUU
This is a messenger RNA of Strongylus vulgaris, 335 nucleotides long. The record is from the annotation of a GenBank genome assembly. Lineage: Eukaryota; Metazoa; Nematoda; Chromadorea; Rhabditida; Strongylidae.